Messenger RNA from Gadus chalcogrammus (walleye pollock), 4090 nucleotides. Its product is annotated as TLC domain-containing protein 4-B-like. Gene Ontology annotation, biological process: lipid homeostasis. NCBI's taxonomy places the organism in Eukaryota, Metazoa, Chordata, Actinopteri, Gadiformes, Gadidae. Bases 326 to 1147 code for a protein of 273 amino acids. The transcript has 7 exons. Gene Ontology annotation, cellular component: membrane; endoplasmic reticulum. The record is from RefSeq and is a predicted model, not a curated record.
AGAGAUAGAGAGAGAGAGCGCCAGAACAGGAGUGAGCGUGGUCGUCCUAACCUCCCCCAAUCAUUUCCAUAUGCGGACGUGAAACUGCGUGGCGGUUAUCGCCACGGUUUUGUAUGUAAUUCAUUUAGUAGCGAGCACCCUAUAGACACCGAGCGGCAGACAUGUGGUUCACCGUGUGUCCAUGUGUGUGCGGGCAGUUGUCUCUCUCGUCGACAUGAUCCGACACAGCCUCGGCGUUCACCACACACUCCCCGAUCGAUUGAGUACCAUGAGAAGUUGAUUGAGGGCUGUUCUUGAUGAGCGUGAAAAGCAGGGUAGGGCGGCCAUGGACACAUUCAGCCAGCUGAUCUUGGCCAUUUCGGUGACCAGUUUCCUGGGCUUCCAGUGGCUCUUCCACAGGGCCAGCCCCUGGGUGUCCACCCGCAUCAGCCCGGGCUUCGACGUCCUCAGUGACAAGCAGAAGGUUGAGUGGAACUCCAGGACGGUGUCAACACUGCAUGCGCUCCUGGUGGGGCUGUUUUGUCUCUACAUCUUGUUUUUUGAUGAUCUCGUCAACGAAGACCCAGUAUGGGGAGAUCCGACGCUGGUGAAGAUCAACGUUGCCAUCACAACGGGCUACCUCAUAUCUGAUCUCCUGCUUAUAUUUUACUAUUGGAAGGCGAUAGGCGACAAGUUUUUUGUAUUGCACCAUCUGGCAGCAUUGUAUGCUUACUACUAUGUACUGGGCCAGGGAACGCUGCCUUACUUUGCUAACUUCCGGCUGCUCGCGGAGUUCUCCACCCCGUGUGUCAAUCAGCGCUGGUUCUUCGAGGUCCUCGGCUACCCUAGGGCCUCGCGGUCCAACAUGGCCAACGGCGUCGCCAUGGCAGCAGUGUUCUUCGCGGUGCGCAUCGCCGUCAUGCCGGUGUACUACGGCCGCAUGUGCGCGGUGUACGGCACGGCGGCCUACUACCUGGUGCCCUGGGGAGGCCGCGUGGCCUGGAUCGGCUCCAGCAUCUGCCUGGACAUCAUGAACGUCAUGUGGAUGCACAAGAUCGCCCGCGGAUGCAGCCGGGUGCUGCGUGCAGGAAAGCAGGGACAGCAGGUUCACGGCCUCAAGCCCCAGCUGCCACACCCGCCACCCCAGGAGAACGGAAAGAAGGACUAACAGGGAGAGAGGAGUACAGAAAACGAAAAAAAUCGGCGACCGAUGAACAUGACCAGCACGCCCUGCUUGGGACACCAUUAGUGUUGUCGAGGAUGUUCCAAUGUCCUGCAAAACUAAGGACCUCCUGUGUUGAAGAGUAAAAGGGGCUGGGCAAGUCUCGCUGAGGUCUCGGAGCACUGAGUUGUGGUUUGUGCACUUGUGGACGUCAUGCACACCAGACAGAUUUGAAGCCAUGGAUGGAAUGAUAAUACCCUGCACGGCUAAUGCUUUUGUUGUGUUGGUUUCUUCUUACCCCUGAGGGUGAGGGAAAGCGGAGAAGAACCUUGAUGAACAUAUUUUGUCAUGGGAAGGGAAACGUACUUGAUGGGCUUCUUGGGGUUUAGGUCCAAUCCUUCACUUUACUCUUUCACAGUUGGAAGCUCAGAAAGAAUAUAGACUCUUUAAUUUUAUUUUUUUGUCACUGUUGAUGGGGACCUUGAGGAACAAGUUAUGGGGGAAUAGUGGUGGAAUACAGGAUGUACAUUUCCUAUUGAGGUAAAAUUGUGUCUGGUUUCCCGCUAUUAAAUCCAGCUGUUGUCGAGUCACUGUGGGAUUACACUGCAGAUAUUUUAUUGCCAUUGCUUUUAUUUUAGAGAGGUUGAAGAAUAAUCUCAAGUGAAAACACGGACAAAGGGACGAAGCACACGCGUCCCUGUUGAAUUAUGGACAUAGGGUAGGUUAAUAUUUCAAGAACAUUAGGAUUAUAAGUGUAUAUUUAUUUUCUAUUUAGACGUCAAAUUUUGGAUUGUGGAUUAUUUUUUAACGGAGACUGAUGUGCAAUGACCUCAUCGGACUGGGCCCUUAUUUGCUGGUGGCCCAGUAGCCUGACUGCCAUAGGACUUGCCAUAAAGGAGCGUGAAUGUCAACACGGAUUGUACGGAAACAGCGGUUCAGCAGUGGUUACUGCAAAAUACUCAUCAUCCACUCCUUAACAUUACGUCACACGUAUAAUCUCUGAUGCCUGUAUUUUAUGACCAUACAAAUAAGAAAAAAAUCGAAUGAAGUUUAUUGGUGGAGCAGAUUUACAUAGACGACUGUUGUAGACAAAAAGGGCUGUACAGUGCAGAGUGGCCAAAUGGUGAGCACACAGUGAAGGAAACUAAAUAAAUCCGACACAACAGGGAUACAAUAGAAUUAAAUACCUGGCAACAAGUUUACACAUGCACUGAGAUACAUUGAAAUACAAAACUAGUGAGUGCUUGCAGGAUUUCAAAUCAGUGGUAGCUUUUGGGUUUUUGAUGCAUUUCCGUCCAGUGUAUCUAUAAUAUAUUAUAAUUUGGUUUGAUUCACAAGCUAUUUAGUUACUGUUGGUUUUGAGCCAAUCGGAUCGGAUGCCAAAGGGAUGAACAUUCAACGUCAAAACUCCUGUUGCUCCUGACGGUGCAAUUGAUCAUUCCCUCUUACCCCGUCUUUCCCUGGGAUUUUUGUUCUUAUUUUGUAUGGAUUUAUAAGAUAAUCAAAAUGCUGCAUUAUCAUAUCCUAAAACUAAACCAUUCAUUACAGAAGAUGCUGACAUUUGAGUAUGUAUUUAUUGAUGUUUGUGUUGAAUGCAAGAAAAAAAGUUUCUGAAAUUGACCUAAUCUUCCAAAUGAAGUAUUUAUUUAAUCUACACAUACAACCUCUUUAAACCAUCAUCAAAAACAGCGGAUCAAAGUUUGAAGUUUGGUCUUGAUAUGUAAAGCAUAGCCUUUUCUGCCUAUAUGCCUUUGGUAAAAAAUAGCAAGGUCCCAAGGUCAUCGCAAAGUAAACAGAUUUUUACUCCUGCUAUCCUCUCAGAAUCAGGACGAUAGUUUUUAACGCUCAAUUUAUUUUCUGCUGGUGAUUUUCGCCGUUGUUUGCCAAUGUCUAUAGGGACGUUUGAUUAUUUAUUGAAGCAGGGCAUAUAAACCACGUCAACGAUUGUUUUAAAAAAAAACAUGGGCCAGCCUUUUACUAUUACAGCUGGAAGUACUUCAAGAGGGGGUUUACCCACAACGUUAUCAAACUUCUGUUUAGCAACGAGCAACUGAGAUAACGUGUCACCAUGCCAACCUCAUGGAGAUUUGCACAUGACAGUGCCAAAACUCUGCCAUCAUUUUCCUUGUUGUUCCAUUGUUUCUGAAGUUCUCAUUCACUGUUGCUUUCAUGCAUUGAAGUCCCCUUACAAACUAAAGCAGAGGCUUGGCUUGAGUUUGGCUAGGCAAAACGAAGUGAACGAUCACCUGAUGAAGGAAAUGUUUUUUGGGAGUAGAAAGGGAUUAAUGAUGUUGAAUGAUUGUAUAUGAAUGAAUGUCUAAAAGUGGCUGUGUCUGCUCUGGGUUUGAUAUUAUUGGGAGAUAAUAUGUCUGUUAAAGGCUCUCCAAGUACAUAAAAUACCAGUGGUUUCUGUAUGCAAGGUUAUGCAUGGCAUAUGGUCGUCAUGCACCCUCUAUUACUGCAUGUGGUAUUGCAUGAUGGGGUAUUGCACAGUUAACCAGACAAAACGUGUGUUGGCAAGCUGUAUGUCGUUUGGCCUAUAUAUUUUUGUAAUCUUUUUGUGUUUAUUUUUGCCGAGGUACAUGUACAGAUGGCGUCCGACCUGAAGCAUAUCCUUGUGCCACCUAAUGUACGCCACAGUUGGUGACGAUGCCGAUAGUGAACAUCUAUCCAGCACAUGGACAGCCUGUGGUGCGAUAUGAUACUUGAAAUCGAAUCAGCAAUGUUGAUAACAAUCUGGGCUCUGCAAAUAAAAAACUGAAUAUAAUAAAGUAUUUCAUCGUUUUGUUGCCUUUUUUUGCUUUGACGUAGGCCUAUUUAUUCGGCUUAUCUAAAGGGCUUUUCACACGUGAAGCCAAUUAUAAACCGCUUUGUUUUGUUACAUUCUUUGUCCAGUGACCAUGUUACAUAUAUAUUGUGGUAAUUAUAAUAAAUAACCAAGUGUAUGUG